GUGGGCCGACUUAUCCUGAAAUGCACAAACUAUCCAAAAUACCUUAUAUGUGUAAAAAUAAAAGUUUAGACGCAAGUAAGCAACCCACUAUAAAGACGCGACCACCAGUGAACAUUGGCGUGUCGCCGUACCUCUCAUUCCUCUCUUAUCUUUCGCCACCGCCGGCAAUGGCCAUGGAAGUCGCCGGAACCUGCUUGAAUUGGUCUUCGCCGCUGCCGUACCGCGGUCCUUUAUCAGCAAAAACUGUAGCACACGCCAUUUCCUUUCUCCUUCACAACUCAACAAACUCCCACGAUCUCGCCAAAACCCAUAAUACCGUUCAUUGCACACCUUUCCUGGGAACCACCCUUAUUCAUCACUCCCAUCAAAGAGAAAUAUCCAGAGGUGGAAGAAGGACUUCCUCCAGCGCCAGCCUCGAUGAAAACGAAGAGGAAUUUGAGAGUAGGAUUAACGAAUUAAACCUCAAAUUUAAAAUCAAUGUCGAAUCUCAGCUAAAUCAAGAAGCAGAAACCAGUACUUGUGGCGGCGAAUCCGCACCCACUAAAAUAGAGUCGAUGCCGCCAGAAUCAUGGCCUGGCAGUGAUGGAUUAGUGUUGCAAAAGACGGAGUGGAUGGCAAAAAGUUUCGAUCUCCCUCUGUCGCUGCGAAUCCUGAAGCGGAAGAAGGAUGAGCUUCGUCAAUCGGCUCAGAUGAAGGAAUCCGCAAGCUGCUCCGUGAAGAAAGCCUUCUCUUCUACGGUGCUUAUAGUUCGCGAGCUCCAUAGCCACCUGAUUUGCAUGCGAGAAGCCCUGUUUUCACCCGAUAACUUCCAGAUUCAGGAAACCCUCGCAAGGGUCCAUGACGAUCUCCACUCCUCUUUUGUCUGGCUCUUUCACCGCAUCUUUUCCACUACUCCUACCCUCAUGGUCUACCUCAUGCUCCUCCUCGCCAAUUUCACCGUCUUCUCCAUCACCGACCACCAUAUCGCCGCCGCACCUCAAUCCGUCAUUGUCUCAAUCGAAGAAUCCCAAAAUCCCAGCUCUCGAUUUAGUCCUCCCACCAUCAAAACAUUCUCCCUCUGCAGUUCUUCCGCCGUCGGCGGAAGCGGCGGGGGCGGGGGCAAGCGGGAAAGCGGCGGGGGCGGCGGCAAGCCACCGGCGAUCGCGAGUGCGGCCGAUGACGGCCAUUCUGAUCGCUCUUCAGCUUCACUAGGGGAAGGAGGCGCGAUCUCCCCGGAGGUGAUUUCCAUGGCAACUUUGGACGAGAAGAAGGUGGCCACAGAAUGGAAGAAGAUGGUAAGGGAAACGAAAGAGAUGCUCAGGGCAAACGGGCGACACGAAGCGCUCAUGGAUCCCGAUACGUUGCGGCGAUUCGUGUCGUCCCCGGACGAUUUAUCGGUUUAUUGUGGUACGGAGUUAUCGUACCGGAUAGCACUCGCCGAGAACCCCGACAAUGCUCUGCUCCUCUCCAAUUACGCCCAGUUUCUCUACACUGUUCACCGCGACCACGAGAGGGCGGAGGAAUAUUUUAGGCGGGCGGUACGAGCUGAGCCGGCGGAGGCGGAGACGCUGAGUCGGUAUGCGAGCUUCUUGUGGUUGGCGAGGAAGGAUUUGGAGGCGGCGGAGGAGACAUUCUUGGAAGCCAUUUCUGCAGAUCCCGGAAACAGCCACCAUUCAGCCAACUACGCCCACUUUUUGUGGAGCACCGGCGGCGAGGACACUUGCUAUCCUCUCAGUGAUUGUGAUGCGUAAAUUUUUCAUCAGGUUCAAUAUUUAUGUAUAUAUUAAUUAGUUCUAAUUCUUUGUUAAAUAGUGAUGCUAGUCCUGAUCAUGCAAAAAUAUUAUAUAUGUAUGAUAUGUAAACAUAUGUAAUAUUUUCAGGGUCAGUAGAUUCAUGUUUGUUUAGGGUUGGAUGUGUGCAUAUGUAUUUUUUUAGAAAUAAUUCACAUUUUUGAGAGUGAUAGUUAU
Molecule: messenger RNA, 1946 nt
Organism: Phalaenopsis equestris
Lineage: Eukaryota; Viridiplantae; Streptophyta; Magnoliopsida; Asparagales; Orchidaceae
Exons: 4
Coding region: 21-1730 (569 amino acids)
Molecular function (GO): protein binding
Source: RefSeq, a predicted model, not a curated record